GCUGUUCCAAGAGCUGCUGGCUAUCAUUCUUGCCUGCUAAUCAGUGAGUGGUGUACAGAUGAAUGCAGUUAACUAGAUGGUUGGAUGGAUGUGGAAUCUGAGGAUCUCUGCACAAACCAAGAACUCACUCAUCCACUGAUGUGGAUCUGAUCAGGGGACAGUGUUACUCGGUGUCAUUGAUUGCCUUACUGGUCUGCACUCUUGCACUUGAUAUAGGUCAACAGUUGCGUUACGGUGAUUGACACUCUUAUUGGGACAUGUCUACUCAACACUGUGCGCUGAUAAGGAUGCCACAGGUUACUGCAAUAUGUUGAGCGGUGUGACCAGUUGUGUCUAACAUCUGUACUCUGAACAUCGUACUUGUUUUGACAGAUACUUUUGAUUGUCUUCGGUUAAUGUCCUGUCAUCGAUUAAUAUUUUCGUCCAACUUUGAUCAAAAAAUCAGUUCUGAAAGAUUUUUCAGGCCUUCUUCUAAGCCUCCUCACAAAGUAAAUUAUCCCACAGAAAUCAGACAAUUCUUUACAUUAUUUGAUCUGUAUUUUUAGACUUUCUAAAGUUAAUCUUUAACCUAUGUCUGUGCGGCAAUGUGUAUGUUUUGUCAGGCGGCUAUAGCAGGAGGGACCACGAUGAUCCUGGACUUUGUCAUCCCCCAUAAAGGCAAAUCUCUCCUUGAGGCCUAUGACUGCUGGCGUAAUACAGCUGACUCCAAAGUUUGCUGCGACUACUCGCUGCAUGUUGCUGUCACAUGGUGGAGUGACAAGGUCAAGAAAGAGAUGGAGAUUCUGGCCAAAGAAAAAGGCGUAAAUUCCUUCAAAAUGUUUAUGGCCUACAAAGAUGUGUUCAUGCUGCAGGACUCAGAGCUUUAUGCUGCCUUCUCCCAGUGUAAGGAGAUUGGAGCUGUAGCUCAGGUGCAUGCUGAGAAUGGAGAUCUGAUUGCAAAGGGGGCUGCGAAGAUUCUGGCCAUGGGCAUCACGGGGCCCGAGGGCCAUGAGCUGUGUCGGCCGGAGGAGGUGGAGGCUGAGGCCACCCAGAGAGCCAUCACCAUCGCCAACAUUGUCAACUGCCCGCUCUAUGUGGUCCAUGUCAUGAGCAAAUCUGCCGCCAAGGUGGUGUCUAAUGCACGCAGAGAUGGUCGUGUGGUGUUCGGGGAGCCCAUUGCGGCAGGGCUGGGAACAGAUGGUACCCACUACUGGCACAAAGAGUGGGCCCAUGCUGCUGGCUUUGUCAUGGGUCCUCCCCUAAGACCUGACCCCAGCACACCUGGAUACCUUAUGGACCUGCUGGCCAACGAUGAUCUCAGUGUGACGGGAACAGACAACUGCACCUUCUCUGUGUGCCAGAAGGCCCUGGGUAAAGACGACUUCACCAAGAUCCCUAACGGGGUGAACGGUGUGGAGGACAGGAUGUCUGUCAUCUGGGAGAAAGGAGUGCACAGCGGCAAAAUGGACGAGAAUCGAUUUGUAGCUGUCACCAGCAGCAACGCAGCAAAAAUCUUCAACUUCUACCCGCAGAAAGGACGCAUUGCCAAGAACUCAGAUGCUGAUUUGGUUAUAUGGGACCCAAAACUGACAAGGAAAAUAUCAGCCAAGACCCACCACCAGGCUGUGGACUACAACAUCUUCGAAGGCAUGGAGUGCCACGGUGUCCCUGUCAUCACCAUCUCCAGGGGCAAAGUGGUCUAUGAGGAAGGGCGCCUGACGGUGUCACCAGGCCAGGGCAGAUUCAUCCACAGAAAACCCUUCCCCGAGUUUGUUUACAAACGAAUCAAGCAAAGGGAGGAGGUGGGGAAACCUACAGCUGUGAUCAGAACGCCCUAUGAAGGCAAAGUCAUUUCCGUGUGAACAACUGACCUAGAACAUGAGAGGCACUUUGAGCCGCAGCUGUGUGUCUCCAGUACAAUCUAGAAGUUAUCAAAGCCAAAACAACUGAAUGCUGUCUCGCUGAUAAACCCGAUCUGAGUUGUUUCUACAUGUGGCGGUUUUAAAAUACAUACAUAAUUCCGUCAUUUAAAUCACCGUGUGCAGUAAAGGAUGGGGGUGUUGGUCUUUAAGUCAACUCUGAUCAAUACUUGGCUCAGUGUCCUGCUGGCAGAGAAUACCCUUGUUGUGUUUGCUCAACCGUGCGAGGUUUCCAGAUCAGCUCUGCUCAGUACACAGGUCAGUAGAACCCUCUCUGCUGCUGAGAAUUAUACUUGCUCCAACAUAGAUUAUGCGAUCACGUAAUUUACUGUAAGGAAAGAAAGUAGGGAUAGUAGGGAAAAUAGAGGAUCUUUCGUCAGUGCAUAUUGUGUUACAAAUAAUACAUAAUUGUGUGAAACCUGAGCCUUAAUUGCCCAUUUACCUAGUUCUUCUUUUUCUGAAUAUUAAUUUUCACCCUCUUUUUCCGAAAUGUUUGUUGCCAUUGGAACAGGACUGAUGUUCCUUGCCCAAAAGUAUCCUUCCCUUUGAUGAAAUAUUCAUUAAAAAUCCACUGACAUGAGUGAACGUAUUACGAUUUAUUUUGUUGAGCCAGAUUGACUCUGUAUUUGCAUACUCAGCAGGAUGGCGCAUUAUCAUAUGCACGCCAUCUAUGCCCAUGUGUGGACUGCGCUCAUUCCCUCCCUGGUGAAAAGGUCUGUGGCUGUCGCCGAGCAUCAUGUGGCAGCUUCCCAUUGGGCUGGCAUGCUGGCGUGGUAUUAUGCCACAGGGCCGAUUUAGACAUAAUGUGAGUUUAUCAGGUUGCCACACGGGUCAGUGGCAGCGUGUGAGUCACAGAAGGCCUACUCAUCCUUAAGCUGUACCACUUCUUCUUUUCUCUGGCAGUGGAAGGGAUGGCGCGGGCCUGGCGGUAUUGGACUACACAGUCGAGGCUGAGUAUCUCUGAUGAAAUGAUGAAGUGUGUCCUACUGGAUUUAAACCCGUCAUCUAUAGAUAAUAAUUGCAAUUCAUGGAAGUUAAUAACACGGAAGAAUACACAGGCUCUUUAAUGUAGAUUCAACUUUAGCAUUGAGAAAUUGAGAUAACGAUUCACAUUAAAUAUUGAAUCAACAUAAUUCCACCAAUAGCUGAAAGUGGGUCAAGGCAAACAUUUUUAGUGGAGUUUGAAAACCUAUCAAUUUGAACUCGAUUACGUCAUUGUCUUUUUCAAAUAUUUUAAAUAUUUCAUUUUAAAAUUUUGCUUCGCAAGUUAUUGUCUGCUCAUCAAGAGCAGUUUGGGUUUCAGUGUCCCGACCAAAAGGAAAAGUUUUGUUUUUAUUUUAAACUAACUCCGUGACUGCAUUGAUUGCCAGCAUUCAACUUGGAGAAGGGCCUACAUCGGGGGGCAUGUCACUAAUCAUGCACACAACAUCACUAACGGUCCAAAACACAUUCACUCUUGGAAACUAAUUGUAUAACUACACAAUGGAAUGGUGGUAACAGGGGAGACAUUGUAAUGUAAAACACAAUAACUCCAGUAACAAUGCAGGUACACACAUAAAAUGAGACUCUUGCCCAUGAGUCGGUUGCCCUGUGUAUGUUGGGAGGCUUCACCUACACAUCUCUGGAUGCUGCAAUAUGAUAAUUUUUUUUUUAAUCUCUCUACUAAACUGGCAACAUAAUUGAAUUUUAAUAAGAAGUAAUGCUUUGGUCAAGCUCUAAAAUUAAAAAUCCUGGACUACAAGAAUAAAUCCAUAAUUUUAGACUGUUUAGACUGAAUAGAUAUAGAUAUAUAUUCAGUGAACAAGAGCAAAGUUAUACUUUGGAGGCCAGUUGAUGGAAAACUGAUGUGGGGGAAUUGAGGUUAAGGUCAAGGUUAAAAAAAAUAGUACCACAGGGACUGUAAGUUGUAAAUAAGGGCUUUAUUAAUGGUUAAUUACUUUUUUAAAAUUAAUUUCUAUUUUCUGUUUCUAAUAUUGCUAACUGUAGAUCAGUUAUACACUAAUAAUGAGAGCAGUGGUUGGGUUGUCAGAUUAAAUCCCUUUUUAUGAUGUACAUCUGUUUGGUAAUAAUGCAGUUUUAAAUAUUCAUAAUGCAAGAAUAAAAUACUUUUUAAUAAAUGAUCAAGUCUGAAGCUAUAAAUUUUAAUAACUCAUCAAUAAAUUGCUUAUCAACAUUUCCCUUUUUUUCCUUUUUUAAAUAUUAACAUCCACCUCGGAGGACAGUAACACCUGCAAGAUGUUAAUGAACAGUGACGGUAUGUAAAAUGGAACAAGGACAGUGCUGUUCACUGUACAUGUAGGGGACAUCUGUCUUUGAUUAUGUAAGCAAACAUUGCUGUUCUACACGCUGCAGGGGAACAUUAGACAUAGGGGUAAAAUACAAAAGCCUGCCUCUGUAUUUUAGGUUAUUAGAAGCUGUUUGGAGCUCUGUCUCACAUAAAUACAGUAAAGUGAUUAUCAAUAAUAGGAUUCACUGAAUCCAUGAUUGCAAACUUAAAUUUGAGGAUCAAUUUAAAAAAAAUAAAAGCCUACAACAUUUACAGUAUUUAAUAGAUUGUUAAUAUAUUUUGUUGGCAGUAAUGUGAUAUCUAAUCUAAAUGUAUACUGUGUAUCCUGUUAUCUUGUGGAUUAUGCUCACAGUUUGGGGUAGAUCAUCAUAGAAUAUUGUCAUCUGCCUUGUUAUAUAAUGAACAUGAUGUAAUAUGUAUGUAAGGUCUUUGUAAAUUAAGAUGAAAUGUCUGGUUGCUGACUGCUCAUUGAAGCUUAACUCAAUUCGAUGAUUUAGGGUUUGUAAUUGGUUGGCUGCUAUCAACAUGAAAGUGUUCCCCUUAUAAACUAUUCUCCAUUGUUACCAUUAUUGUCAAUUGGAAAACUGACCUUUUAUGUAACGUGAUAUAACUUGAUGGAAAACUGUAGUAUACUGAAUUACAAUGAUGCAGUACAGGUAGAGGAUGAUAUAAACGUAAUGGGACACAGUGUUUGAGUAGCAUGUAUUUAUUGUUAAAAGUAUUUACUGCAGUAUGGAAGAGUAAGAAGCAGGAAAAAAAUUCACAGCAGAACAAGACUAAAAGUCUACAGCCAAGCUAUAAAGUUUAUCAUGUUCACAAUCUUUGUUUAGCGUGCUGAGACAUUGCAUCCGUAGCUAGCUCGGGCAUAGGCUCCAUGAGUGGCCAGCCAAAAUGGUGUUCAUCGAAGACGUUCCUAUUCAUUUUUUUGUUGUUUGUGUUUGGUCUAAAAAGGAAACAAAUCUGUUUCACUUUCAACAAAGGCCAAGAGGGCAAACAGGUGCAGGCUGUCUUAGUCCAAACGUUGUUCAUCAAAGUCAACAACUGUCCCUCUGCUCCUUACGAGCACUUAACACAAAUGGGCCUAUGAGUUCAUUGAUAAGCCCCGCCCACUCGAUGUCAGCCACAACAUUAAUUAUUAAUUAACAUUUUACAUUGUCUGCACCGGUCAGUGAUUUUCAAUCAUUCUGGAGUGUGUAUGUGCAUAAUUUUUCAACCCCCACACCAGUAAUAAUCACAGCUGCAAUACCCUGUCGUUUUUCAGUUGCUGGUCCUCCUGUAAUUUAUAUCUCACCCAGAGCGAUGUCCUUGUAUUUUGAAGAGGAUCUCUGGGGUUUUUUCACCAGAAAACUCUGUUUGCCCUUUGACUUUAUAUUUUCUUAAAUCAGCUUUUUGAAGUUUGACUUUUUGUGUGAAAAUGGAGGAAGUCAUAAAAGUUUUUGUAUAUCUGGAAACAAUUUAAUAAUACAUAGGUCUAUUCUGGAACCAAUACCAUGACUGAAAAAAAUUAAAGCCAUCAGGAGAGCAAGAACUCAUCCGGUGGGCUGUUAUGUCAGCUACAGGUAGGUACUGGUUGUCUCUUUUUGGUUUGUCCAGCAGGAUGUCCAUGUCUAUUACCAACUACAUCCUGUAAUUUCAGAAUGGUUAAAACACCAUCCUAAACAAUGACUUAAAUUACUAAAGAGCACAGUGAACAUUUUAUUCCAUACUUCUGCCUGUGAUGUUAAUCCCGUCCAAACGGGGAUUAAUAUUAUAAGGCAACAACU
Messenger RNA from Xiphias gladius (swordfish), 5948 nucleotides. RefSeq names its product dihydropyrimidinase (gene dpys). Gene Ontology annotation, cellular component: cytosol; cytoplasm. Bases 585 to 1841 code for a protein of 418 amino acids. Gene Ontology annotation, biological process: pyrimidine nucleobase catabolic process. The transcript has 9 exons. NCBI's taxonomy places the organism in Eukaryota, Metazoa, Chordata, Actinopteri, Istiophoriformes, Xiphiidae. The record is from RefSeq and is a predicted model, not a curated record. Gene Ontology annotation, molecular function: dihydropyrimidinase activity.